UGGGGUGUCCGUCCGUCGGUCCGUCGGGUGUCCGUCUUUCCAUCCCGUUUCCAUGGCGACCGCCCGGCCGUCGCUCCCCCCCAUGGUCCUGCUGCUGCUGCUGCUCGUGUCGGGGCUGCCGACCGCCCGGGCCGGGGACGGGACCCCCACCGGCGGCGACAGAGUCAACCCAGAGAGGCUGCUGGUCAUCACGGCGGCCACGGAGGAGACGGAGGGCUACAAACGGUUCCUGCGCACCGCCAGACACUUCAACUACACCGUGCGGACGCUGGGCCUGGGGGAAGAGUGGCGCGGGGGGGACGUGGCGCGGACGGUGGGCGGAGGGCAGAAGGUCCGCUGGCUGAAACAAGAGAUGGAGAAGCACGCGGACCGCGAAGACCUGGUCAUCUUGUUCGUGGACAGCUAUGACGUGCUGCUGGCCGGGAGCCCCCUGGAGCUGCUGUGGAAGUUCGUGCAGAGCGGGAGCCGCCUGCUCUUCUCGGCCGAGGGCUUCUGUUGGCCCGAGUGGAGCCUGGCCGACAGCUACCCGCCCCUCAACGCCGGGAACGGCAAACGCUUCCUCAACUCGGGGGGGUUCGUCGGGUUCGCUCCGACCGUGCACCGCCUGGUCCAACAAUGGAAGUACAAGGACGACGAUGACGACCAGCUCUUCUACACCCGACUCUACCUGGACCCCGGGCUCAGGGAGAAGCACGGGCUGGCUCUGGACCACAAAUCCCGCAUUUUCCAGAACCUCAACGGGGCCCUCGACGAGGUUGUUCUGAAGUUUGAGAAGAACCGGGUUCGGGUCCGGAACGUGGCCUAUGACACGCUGCCCGUCGUCAUCCACGGCAAUGGACCCACCAAGCUGCAGCUCAACUAUUUGGGCAACUACAUCCCCAACGCUUGGACCUACGAGAGCGGCUGUGGCUUCUGUGCCCAAGACCGGCGAAAUCUCACCGGGGUCCCCGACAGUGAGCUGCCCCGGGUGCUUUUGGGUCUGUUCGUGGAGCAGCCGACCCCCUUCCUGCCCCAGUUCCUGCAGCGGCUCCUCCUCCUCGACUAUCCCUCCUCCCGCCUCAGCCUCUUCCUCCACAACAACGAGGUGUAUCACGAGGCCCACGUGGAAGCCCUGUGGGAGCAGCUGAGGACCAGGUUCUCCACCGUCAAGCUGGUGGGGCCCGAGGAGGAGCUGACCCAAGGCGAGGCCCGAGACAUGGCCAUGGACAGCUGCCGCCAGGACCCCUCGUGCGACUUCUACUUCAGCCUGGACGCCGACGCGGUGCUCACCAACCCCCGCACCCUGCUCAGCCUCAUCGAGGAAAACAGGAAGGUGGUGGCCCCCAUGCUCUCCCGCCACGGCAAACUCUGGUCCAACUUCUGGGGGGCCCUGAGCCCCGAGGAGUACUACGCCCGUUCCGAGGACUACGUGGAGCUGGUGCAGAGGAAGCGGGUGGGCGUGUGGAACGUGCCUUACGUGGCCCAGGCCUACCUGGUGCUGGGGGAGACGCUGCGGUCGGAGCUGCCCCAGCGGGGGGUUUUCACCCUCGAGGACACCGACCCCGACAUGUCCUUCUGCAAGAGCCUGCGUGACAAGGGCAUCUUCCUCCACCUCAGUAACCAGGAGGAGUUCGGGCGGCUGGUCUCCACGGCCCGCUACGACACGGAGCACCUGCACCCCGACCUCUGGCAGAUCUUCGACAACCCCCUGGACUGGCGAGAGAAAUACAUCCACCCCAACUACAGCCUGGCCCUGGAGGGUGAGGGCGUGGAGCAGCCCUGUCCAGACGUGUACUGGUUUCCAGUCCUGUCAGACCAGAUGUGUGACGAGCUGGUGGAGGAGAUGGAGAACUUUGGCCAGUGGUCCGGGGGUCGCCACGAGGACAGGCGGCUGGCGGGCGGCUACGAGAACGUGCCCACGGUGGACAUCCACAUGAACCAGGUGGGCUACGAGAAGGAGUGGUUGAAAGUGCUGUCCGAAUACAUCGCCCCGAUGACCGAGAGCCUCUUCCCGGGCUACCACACCAAGGCCCGGGCGGUGAUGAACUUCGUGGUCCGCUAUCGGCCGGACGAGCAGCCGUCCCUGCGGCCCCACCACGACUCUUCCACCUUCACCGUCAACAUCGCGCUCAACAGCAAAGGCCGCGAUUACGAGGGUGGGGGCUGCCGCUUCCUGCGCUACGACUGCCGCGUGGCCGCCCCCCGCAAAGGCUGGAGCCUCCUGCAUCCGGGCCGGCUGACCCACUACCAUGAGGGGCUGCCCACCACCCGGGGCACCCGCUACAUCAUGGUCUCCUUCGUCGACCCCUGACCCCUCCCCUCCACCCGCCCCGGCCUCGGAUGCCGCCGCCGCCGCUGCCAUGCCUUCCCCGGAGGACGGGGAGAGGGGCCGGGCGAGGCCCCGUCUGGCCUCGGCCCGGGGACCCAAGGCGAGGAUGGAGGGGAGCGGGAGGACAUCACCGCCUGUGGCCCCCUCCCCUCUCAGGUUAACCCUGGGGGCCUGCAGUCCGGCCCCCAGGGAGGGGGCUCGGGGGUGGUCCUUGUAGUAAAUUAUUGAAGUGUGCCCCUCUCCCCCACCUCCUGGCUAUCAAUAAAGAACCAUUUGUAA
This is a messenger RNA of Tachyglossus aculeatus (Australian echidna), 2587 nucleotides long. It is a transcript of the gene PLOD3, whose product is annotated as procollagen-lysine,2-oxoglutarate 5-dioxygenase 3. The transcript is spliced from 19 exons. The record is from RefSeq and is a predicted model, not a curated record. Gene Ontology annotation, biological process: peptidyl-lysine hydroxylation. Bases 53 to 2290 code for a protein of 745 amino acids. NCBI's taxonomy places the organism in Eukaryota, Metazoa, Chordata, Mammalia, Monotremata, Tachyglossidae. Gene Ontology annotation, cellular component: endoplasmic reticulum. Gene Ontology annotation, molecular function: procollagen glucosyltransferase activity; L-ascorbic acid binding; procollagen-lysine 5-dioxygenase activity.